UCCGUGAAGUAAGUCAAGACAGUAACUGCACGCGCAUAAAAAUAAGAUUGUGACGUAAAAAUCGCCUAUAUUUCUGAAAAAAAUAACAAUUAUCGAUGGUAGAUUUGUAAGAGUUUGGUGAAAGAAAAAAUUGUGUCAUUUUUGGAAUCGAUUGUCGAAAAUAAAUAAGAAGAAAAAUGGAUAGUGAAGGAAUAGUCAAAAACGUUGAUGGAAUUUACAAGAAUAUCCUUGAGAAGUUCAACCCUGGUGCGAAACAGCUCAUAGCCUCUUCUAAAUCUUAUUUAAAAGCACUGCACAAUACUUCGCAAGCGUCGAAAGGUUUUACUGAAUCGCUAGCAAAACUUGCUGUUAACGCUCAUGAGGGAGGAACCACAGAUAUUGGCGGUGCAUUAAUGGACCUCGUUGGUGUUUUUAGUUCAAUAGAAGAUCAGCAUAUGAAUAUCUUGAAGGCGUUUUAUGUUGACUUCAUUUUUCCACUUGAAAACAACAUUGACAAGGAUGCAAAAGUUAUUCAUGCUGAACAGAAAAAAUUUAUGCAAUUACAUAAGCAGAGAGUCGAAAGUUUUAACAAAGCUACAUCUGCAAUGAAGAAACAUCGGAAGAAGAAAAACAACGCAGAAAAGGAACUCAAAUGUAUUCAAGCUUUAGAGGAUGAGAAAAAACUUCUUGAUAACUUUUGUGAUCAAAGUAUUAAAAAUGCUUUGAUUCAGGAACGAAGAAGAUAUGGAUUUGUGCUUGAAAGAUGUGUUCAAAGUUUGGCUAAACAUUGGUCACAGUAUUUUGAAGUGGGUCACUCCAGUAUCGAAAACAAUUUAGAGUGGUGGAAUGAUGUUUCUGCUACUCGAGAAAUCUUACCAACAAACGUUGAUUUGGCAGGGGCUAAAAAGCCUUUGGAACCAAAAGAUCCAUUAUCAAGUGUUUACGAUGAAUAUGGCUCUGUAAAGUCUGCUGGCAUAAGGAAAUCACAAAGUAUUCAUGCGUCUACUAACUCACUUCGUGAUGCUCAAAGUGAUACUUACAAAAUGUCAAGAUCAAGAGCCAUGUCGUCUGAGAGUUUAACAACUCCAUCUCAACAAAAUAACAGCUUAAACGGUUCUGUUGUUUCUGCUUUGUUUGCCUACUUAUCAUCAGCAGAGAAUCAACUAAACUUUUAUGAAGGAGACAAAAUUCAUUUGAUCGGUGAAAAAACACAAGGGUGGCAAUUUGGGGAAAAUUUAAGAACGAAUUCUUAUGGUUGGUUCCCAAUAUCAUAUGUUUUACCAGAACCUGAAAAACCAAAUGAAGAACAAGAAGAUGAUAAUAAUAGUAACAGCGAUGACAGAGGAACAAUAAGAAGGGGACAAGAUUUUCAACGUAAGGAUUCAACAAUGAAUAAAUAUCAAAAGCUUGAGAAUCCACCAUCUACCCUUCCACCACCACCUCCAUCAAGUAAUAUGGGAUCAGACUCAGUGCGCGUUCGCGGAAGUGCGACAACAAACUUUGCUAAAUCGCAGAUUCAAAAUCAGAAAGAAAGGCAUGAAAAGAAACCAUCACUUCAUGGAAUCUACAGUAGCAAUGAUAGUGGAUUUUCAAAUGAAUUGCCACCUGCUGCUCCUGAAGUAGACUACUCGGACGAUGACGAUGAAGAAAUGCCUAAAAAGAUUCCUAUUCGGGACGAAAGAACAGUCGAAAGAAACAAUGAAAUCGAAGUUGAAAACAAAAGAGACACAAUCUCAAAGUCACCGUACAAUAAUAUUAAGCAAUCUAGCAGUUAUGGAAACUUAACAGAUUCCUCAAGAAAUGCUGAUCAUGGCUUCAACAAUAUUGACACAACAACAAUGAAAAGAAACAAAUCAUUCUGGCGAUUUAGCAAGUCGGAAGAUAUUUUGGAAGGAAUGUCUUUGUGGAAGCAUCGAGAUUUAGUGCCCAUUGAUGUUGAGCAAGCUGAUAAAGAUUUAACUUUGAAAAAGCUAGAAAAGCCUGCAAAGAAAAUGGAAACGUUACAGAAAAAGAAGAAUAAUAACAAAAGUUUAGAAAAAAAUGAUGAAGGACCUUCUAAGAAGAUGAGUUCGAAUAAAUUUGGCGAUGAUGGUGGGAAUCAUUUAGUGGAUCCACGUUUCAGAGCUCAGUCUUUUAGUGGUAACUACAGUAAAGAUCAAAGGAAGAACUUUAACAGUCGAGAUGAUGACGAUGAAAUUUAUGAUGAGUCGCCUAAGAGAAGAAACGACACAGGGCCGACAGCAAAACAUUCCACACAGAAAGGAAAAAGCAAAAAUGUACAAAACUCAAAAAGCUCGAGACAGGAAUUACAAGACACUAACUUUUAUGAUGACGAUAUAAUGGUCAUUAAAACUGUAAAGCGGAAGGAGAUUUUAAAGCAAUAUUACUCAAGUGGCACUGACACAGAACUAUCGAGUUCAGAUCCUUAUGAUUGUAUCGUUGUCGAUGAUCAUUUAGUUCCACCUGUACAGUCAUCUGCAUCUUAUCGAAAUCGAAAUAGUUAUAUCGAAGAACCAGACAAGAGAAACAGCAUGUAUUCAAGAUCAAAUAAAAACGAUGGUGGAUCAGUAUCAGGGACAUUACUUCCUCGAACAAAGUUGUCAAAGCCCAGUCGAGCAGAAUCAAGUGAAAGAUAUGACAUGAGUGAAAGAACAAAUACUGCUAGAUCGACUAAAAGCUCAAACAAGAACAAUUUUGGACAAUGAAUGGAAUUGAAAGUAUGGGUGGAGGGCAUUCAGCGAAUUGUUUGUGGGGUAACGGAUCAAACUACAUGUCAGGAUGUUGUCUUUGCUCUCGCUCACGCAACUGGAAAAACGGGACGGUUUACUCUGAUUGAGCGAUGGAGAAACAAUGAAAGAUUAUUGGCUCCUAACGAGUCACCUCUCAAGAUUCUUACCAAACUCGGAGAAUAUUCAAGCGAAGUACAAUUCAUAUUGCAAAAAUCAGAGAAACCAUCUCAAAUUACAAACAUUAACAAGCAAGAUAAAAAGUCGUCAGCUGAUCAUGAAAAUAAUGAAAAUUUAAUAGACAAAGACAAAGCUCCAAAAACAUCCCCACAUAAUCAGAAAUUAAUUGAAUUAAACAAUGGAAACUUUAAUCCGAUUUUUGCUCCUAAUGAUGUUUUUAUGCAAAACAUUCAAUAUCGGGAUUUAGUGCAGCUUAUAAAAUAUCAAAGGGAGAAAAUUAGCACACAGCAAAAUGAUUUGACCAAAUUUGAUGCUGAAAUCGUUUAUCUUGAAAAUAAGAGUCGCGAAAACAAUAUCUUGCCACAUUUGGAAGCCAUAUCGCAAGAGUUGAAUAAAACGGACCAAAUUUUCAGACAAGGAAAUGAGCAGCUUCAAACAUUACAAUAUGUCGAGGAAGAAAGUGAGUUGGUACAACAGCAAGAAAAAACAUUGAAAACUGAAAUUUCCGCUUUGCGGUCAAAGCUGUCGAUUCUCGAAACCGAAUUGCUUCAAUGUCGUAACAAAAUCAAAAAGCUUGUCGAUGAAAUUCAAAUUGAACAGCGAAAUCAACAUCAGAAUGAAAGUCGUCAUCAGCUUGAACAAAGAUUAAUGAGCGAAGUUGAUCGAUUACAAGCGGAUAUCGAUUAUGCCAUUCAUACAAGUGAUAAUACAGUAAAGACAGCAGACAGUUUAAAAAAAGAAGUGAUGUUAAUCGAGAUGUCAAUCGUCGAGAAGAAGAAACAGUUAGAGAAACUUGUGCAAGAAAUGAAGGAAGUGAAUUUGCAAAGUCUCACUGUAGCAACUGACGACAUUCCAAUAGGCGACAGUUCAACAAAAACCGGAAGACGAAUUAUUGGAUCACCUCGACAAUUGGAAAAUGCAGUUGCCACUAAUGUUAAAAGCAAUUCAACAGAUUUUAUAGCUACAAAGGAAUGGCAAGAAAUUCGACCCGGUCAAAGAAUACCACAAGGCUUACAUUAUCGAAUAAAUCUUCAAACUGGCUACAAAGAAGCCAAACUUUUAGAAGAAAAUGAGAAAACUGCAUUACUUGCUACUGAAGAAAGCAAGGAUGAUGAAAUCGAUGAAAAAGAUUCAAACAAUGACGUGGAAAUUGAAGCAGCGAGGAAACGAUUAGAAGAAGCUUUAAAAAAUAUUCCUGCUGACACUUUCAACUAUGAAACUGAAAAAGAAUGGAAAGAUAUUUCAUCAAAAUAUAAAUCUUACGAUCAAUUAAAAGAAGAUCUCAAAGAUUUGAAAAUGAAUAUGAAAACAGAAGCAGAACUGUUAAAAGAAUUGUUGGAACAAUAUCAAAGUUCUCCUGCUGAUGAAUUUUCAUCUGAAGAUGAUAAAAUAAAACUUUUAGAAGAGUUCGAGUAUUUAUCGCAUUCAAUCGAUAAUUCACUUUUGUUCAUUUCUCUUGGUGGAAUGGAGGAAAUAAUUAUUCCAAACCUCAACGCUUCAAGCACAAAGAGAAAAAUAAAGUCAAUCAAGCUUCUCGGAGUAAUUCUUCAAAAUAACAACGAAGCUAAAAGCUAUGUAAUUGAGAAAACGAAUAUUGACAAUUAUUUAAUUAAUAUUUUGUCAAAGUCAAUCAAUAAUCAAGAACUUUUAUCUUCAGCUCUUUUUGCUUAUGGAAGUUUAUCGAGAAAUAAUCGAAAAAUAUCAUCAGAUUCGCACAAAAAAGGCUUGACCGUUUUAAUGAAUAUCAUCAAAGAUGAAGCAAUGUCGUUAGCCUUGAAAACAAAAGCUUUAGUUCUAUUAAACGAUCUUUUAAGUAGUGACGAAUUGAAAGAUCAAGACUUAUCCAAGUUUAUUGAAACUUUGGAGAUGUGUAACCAUUUAGAUAAUUUCUUUAGUCUUAAUAAGCAAAAUUUGUGCUCUGACUCAGAAAGUUUAGAAAAAACACUUAAAUCGUUUCUCGAUUUGAAAGAAAUUUGCCAAAAAGCAUGGUCUGAGUCAUCCAAUUAUAGACAUACGCUGCUUGUUGUUUUAAGUCGUCAAGAAAUACUUUUAAAGGUGCAAUUAGAUGAAAGCGAAGACGUUUACAAAGACAUUAUUUUGGAGAAUAUUGAACAUUUAGAGCAUUUGAAUCAAUUUCUAUACGCAGAUUUGAAAAUAAUUGAUGAUUUAUCUCAAAAAUAUUCAGAAAAUAUAAAUGACGAACUGUAAAAAGAAAAUUAAAGAAAAAUGCUUUUUAAUCGCAUGUCUUGUCUUUUUUUUCUUAAGGAGGAGAAAUUAAAAAAUUCACUUGUUGUUUUUUUGUUCAAAACUAUC
Clunio marinus is the source of this 5198-nucleotide messenger RNA. NCBI's taxonomy places the organism in Eukaryota, Metazoa, Arthropoda, Insecta, Diptera, Chironomidae. The record is from the annotation of a GenBank genome assembly.